Rosa rugosa (rugosa rose) is the source of this 1573-nucleotide messenger RNA. RefSeq lists its product as uncharacterized. The coding region runs from base 92 to 1408 and encodes 438 amino acids. The record is from RefSeq and is a predicted model, not a curated record. Lineage: Eukaryota; Viridiplantae; Streptophyta; Magnoliopsida; Rosales; Rosaceae. The transcript has 8 exons. Gene Ontology annotation, molecular function: RNA endonuclease activity.
ACCCACCUUCUUCUUCUUCUUCAAUCACUCAUUCAAGAUUGAAAUUUUGCCUUAAAAGCUUGAAACUUUAUCUCUCUAGAAUUCGAUUUCGAUGGAGGGUCUGAUCAAGGGUCUGAUCGACGUGGCACUCGGACACGGCGAUAACAAGGAGGAAGACUCCGCUGCCGGCGACCGCGAUCAGCGCUCCAGAUCCACUUGGUCGGAGGUGGUGUCUGGGGAGCAGGAUAACGACAGUGAUCGCCCUCAUGGGUACAACCAGAGCCACUGGAAUAAUAGACAGGAAGAGAGUAACUUGGGGCGUCAAGAGUGGGACAAUGUGAGUUCGGAACCUCCAAGGCGACCCCAGAGGAGUACACAUGAGAGAUAUGAGAACAAUGAAGAUGGUGGGCCAAUUGGUUAUAACCAAAACUACUCCAGCAGAAAGGAGGAAGGCGAAGAAGGAAAUAAUGAUGGUUGGGAGACUGUCGGAAAGAAGCCUCCAAGGCAAUCACACAAGGUUCAGAAGGACCGGUGGCAGGGAUAUAAACGGCCUGCCAGUGAGCAACAAUACUCUGAUGAGGUUGAAGGAGGUGCUGGCAUAGAACCUUCAGAAGACGAGCUUGCUGAUCUGUCACAAGCUUGCAAUAGAUUCUGGGAACUUGAUUCAAACCGUUUAGUGCCUGGAAAGGACUAUGAAAUUGACUGUGGUGAAGGGAAGAAGGUUUACCAUAGGGGAGAUUUAGCAGAAGGAAACUUAUUUACCUGGCUGAGUGAAGAUGUGUUCAGAAGGCCUACUUUUUCUCGUUUCUGUUCUCUUUUAGAUAACUACAACCCAAAUGAAGGCAGCAGAGAAGUCAUCACAUCUGAGGAGAAACAGGAGCAAGCUGCAUUCAUAGAAGAAAUCAGCAGAACUGCUCCCAUUAAAUAUCUGCACAGAUAUCUCUCACGCAAGGGCAUUGUAUCUGAGAACUAUCAAGAGUUUAAAAGAACAAUGACUGCUCUUUGGUUUGAUCUUUAUGGACGUGGUGGCACUUCUGGUUGUUCCUCUGCUUUUGAACAUGUUUUUGUGGGAGAAAUUAAGCAGCGUGGUGAAGAAGAGGUUUCUGGCUUCCACAAUUGGAUUCAGUUCUACCUUGAAGAAGCAAAAGGAACGGUUAACUAUCAAGGUUAUAUAUUCCCUCGUCGACGUGGGGAAAUUCCAGACUGUGAAACCCAGUUGCUUACAAUCCAGUUCGAAUGGAAUGGUGUCCUGAAAGCCGUAUCAAGCACUUUAGUUGGGGUGAGCCCAGAAUUUGAAGUUGCAUUGUAUACCUUGUGUUUCUACAUGGGUGGAGAGGACAACCACAUUCAGCUGGGUCCAUACCCAGUUAACAUCAAAUGCUAUCGCUUUGGAGAUAGAAUUGGAUCUGUGUUUCCAAUGGGAGAGUGAUGAGUUCAGAUUUUAGGGCUAAACAACUAAUCUUGUUAUAAGAGUUCAUGAGUGUGUGAAAUUAUACUGUAACUCUGAAUAUACUGAAGGGCAGGACAGUCAAAAUAACGAGUUCUGGAGUGGGUCACCAUUAUAAUAAAAUUAUAUCUAUUGAAAUCUGCUGAA